GUCGUGUCUAAGCCCAGCGGAAAUAUUCGAAAAAAUAUAGGAUAUAUAAUAUAUACUAAAUAUAUAGUGAAUAUAAAAUUUUAAACUACAAAUUGAAAAGCAAAUGGAGCUGAUUAAAGAAGAAGUGAAUAAUACUAAUAUUGACGGCUGUGAUACGUCUGUAUAUGGCAUGCCAGUCGAGGCGCACAGUCCAAAAUACCUGGAGGCGUAUCGUAAGUCUGUCCAAAAUCCCGUUGCUUUCUGGGAGGAGCUGGGCCAUCUGCUUGACUGGGACAGACCAUGGCAACAGGUGCUGGACAACAGUAAUCCUCCAUUUACCAAGUGGUAUGUGGGCGGUUACCUGAAUGCCUGCUACAAUGCCAUCGAUAGGCACAUUCUGGCUGGGAGGGGGGACAAAGUGGCGCUGAUCCAUGAUAGUCCGAUGACGGAGACGGUGCGUAAGGUGACUUAUCAGGAGCUGUACGAUCAGGUGAUCCUGCUGGCAGGUGGACUUGCCAAAUUGGGCGUUACCAAGGGCGAUCGUGUGGUGAUCUAUAUGCCGCUUAUACCCGAGACGAUUAUAGCAAUGCUGGCCAUUGUCCGACUUGGUGCAGUACAUUCCGUGGUCUUUGGUGGCUUUGCCGCCCGAGAGCUCUGCUCGCGCAUUGAGCACGUGGAGCCGAAGCUGGUAAUUGCCGCCAAUGCGGGUGUGGAGCCCGGAAAAGUGGUGCCGUAUCUAGACAUACUUCACUCGGCCAUCAACAUGUCACGCUGGAAGCCACCGCAACGCAACGUCAUCUUCAUGCGCGAACAAGUUGCCCUGGACAAACUGGAUGAGAAAGUGGACUUACACUGGUCCACGGUGUUGGACAUGAGCGAUGCUGACCAGCCGGUGGCCUGUGUGCCCAUCGAAGCCAACGAUCCAUUUUAUAUACUCUACACCUCUGGCACCACCGAUAAACCCAAGGGUGUACUCCGCACCAUUGGUGGCCACUUGGUGGCUCUGAUGUACACUUUGAAAAUGAUUUAUGGCAUUCAACCAGGCGACACUUGGUGGGCUGCAUCCGACAUGGGCUGGGUGGUUGGACACUCUUAUAUUUGUUACGGCCCACUUUGCCUGGGCGCCACGAGCGUCAUGUAUGAAGGCAAACCGGAUCGUACUCCCGAUCCCGGACAGUACUUUAGAAUUAUCGAUCAGCAUAAGGUGUGCUCGAUCUUUUCGGUGCCAACCUCGUUUCGUGUGAUACGCCGUGCUGAUCCGGAGAUCAGCUAUGGAAAACAGUACUGCAUGAAAUCUCUACGUGCUAUUUUUAUAGCCGGGGAGCACUGUGACUACGAGACAAAGGCAUGGAUUCAUAAAACCUUCAAAGUACCAGUACUCAAUCAUUGGUGGCAGACGGAAACUGGCUCGGCAGUGACGGCAACCUGUUUGGGUUUCCAACAGAACCUCAAUCCACCAAUGUACUCCACGGGUUUGCCCCUUGUGGGCUACGAUAUCAAAAUUCUCAAGAAGGAUGGCACAGAAGCUCCUCCUUCGGAGCUGGGAAGGAUUGUGUUGAAAUUGCCGCUGCCUCCUGGCAACAUGGCCACUCUUUAUAGAAAUGACGAACUCUUUCGCAAGCUAUACUUCCAAAAGUUUCCAGGCUACUACGACACCAUGGAUGCAGGCUAUAAGGAUGAACGCGGUUAUAUUUUUGUAACCGCACGGGAUGAUGAUGUCAUUAAUGUGGCCGGUCAUCGCUUGUCCACGUCCAGCCUGGAAGAUGCUGUGUUGCGGCAUCCCGAUGUUGUCGAUGUUGCCGUAUUUGGUGUUCCGGAGGCAACAAAGGGACAGGUGCCACUCUGUCUAUACAUUCCCGUGGAUAACUGCAAGAAAACUGAUGCCAAACUGUCGACCGAGAUUAUCACACUUAUCCGUGAAGUCGUGGGACCCAUUGCCGCCUUUCGCCUGAUCACCUCCGUCAAUAACUUGCCACGCACUCGGUCCGGCAAGACGAUGCGCAAGUCCAUGGCGGAUUUUGCCCGGAAUGAGCGUGUCGUCUUGCCGGCGACCAUCGACGAUGCCAGCGUCUUUGUCGAAAUACGUCGAGCUCUACAACAUCUGGGUUAUGCGAUGUCUGCACCUGAUCCCAUAGUGGCCAAACUCCUGGACUGAGUAUUAGUUGUUACUUGGUUCUGUGAACAAUUUAUUUAGUUUUACAAUUGCUACCAACAAAAUAAAUAUAAAAACGUUUUGAAAUUCAGUCGAAAGUUCAGCCACACUUUUUU
Drosophila innubila is the source of this 2247-nucleotide messenger RNA. RefSeq names its product acyl-CoA synthetase short-chain family member 3, mitochondrial. The record is from RefSeq and is a predicted model, not a curated record. The coding region runs from base 104 to 2134 and encodes 676 amino acids. The transcript is spliced from 5 exons. NCBI's taxonomy places the organism in Eukaryota, Metazoa, Arthropoda, Insecta, Diptera, Drosophilidae.